Tarenaya hassleriana is the source of this 1252-nucleotide messenger RNA. RefSeq lists its product as uncharacterized. The record is from RefSeq and is a predicted model, not a curated record. The coding region runs from base 348 to 983 and encodes 211 amino acids. NCBI's taxonomy places the organism in Eukaryota, Viridiplantae, Streptophyta, Magnoliopsida, Brassicales, Cleomaceae. The transcript is spliced from 4 exons.
UUGUAAAUUUAGGAAAGUAUCUUCCAUUUUCAUCCUCUCUCAAUUUCCAUUCUGAGUUUUCUUCUAGAAAUUAUGUCUUCCGUUGUACAGUUUGCAUGCAUUUGCCUGUGAUCUCUUUGUUCGUGCUAACAGAUAGUGGAAUAACUAGGGAGUGAUGCAAAUUUAUGCUUCCGAUUCUCUUUUUGUCAACUUUAGAUUCCGUUUUAGCCUACUUGUGAUUUUCUUUGUCAGGUGUUAGGGCUCUUAGUUCUUGCAUUUUGUUUCUGCGUCUGCAAUCGCUUCAGUUCUGCGUCCAGGAUAAGGGGGGGAUUACUCUUCGAAAGAGAGAAGCCACGACUUAAAAGAAAAUGUGGAGCAUGGCUGCAUCAUUGGGUGGGGCAGUGCCCAUCACUGCCUACAGUCCAAACCCACCUCCUUCAUCCCCCAAGACAUUAUUAUUCCCUUGUCCCAUCCCCAUUUCCAAGCAGAAGCGGUUCCACUCUAGGCCCCUCCCCUUCACGUCCUCCUUCAACACAUCUGCAGUCGCCUCUGAUCACCUCCAGUCUGAUAAGCAAGAGAAAGAAGCCACCAAAUACCAUUUUGUGGUGGCAAACGCCAAAUUCAUGCUUGACGAAGAAGAGCACUUCCAGGAGCUAAUGUUUGAACGUCUUCGCAACUACGGAGAGCGUAGCAAGGAGCAGGACUUUUGGCUCGUGAUCGAGCCCAAGUUCCUCGAUAACUUCCCCAAUCUCACGAAGCGAUUAGCUCGCCCUGCAGUCGCUCUCGUUUCCACCAAUGCCCCUUGGAUAACGUUCAUGAAAUUGAGAUUGGAUCGCGUUCUAUGUGAUUGCUACGAGGCCACGUCUCUAGACGAGGCUUUGGCUUCAAAUCCCGCCACUCUAGAGUUUGGUCAGCCUAAGAAAUGGUCGGCCCCCUACCCAAAGUACGAAUUCGGUUGGUGGGAACCCUUCUUGCCCAAAGGAAUCCAAGAAUCUAAAGUGUAGAUCCUUUUUGGUUCCGAGUAGAAUCCUGGUUGCUUUGCUCCUCUUGAGGAGACCCUCUCUUUUUCCAUUUUCCUCCAUACUAUGUUGCCUUUGUCUCCAUGAUCAACUUUAAUGAUGGAGAGGUUGAGGGAGGAACAGAGAACGAUGUGUUGUUGUCAAAUGUCUGCUACAAGCCGUGCCUGUCUUUUAAGUCAUCUAUCAAUCUUGUGGCAUUACCUUGUCUAGUAUAUUGUAUACGUGAGAAAACAAAAAAUAUCGUUUUGGUCUUA